AUUCAAACCUUGCAGAGUUUUGCUCUCUGAGAGCUUGUAAUAAGACACACUCCUCUUACAAGGGUUCAUGCUACAACCUAGCAAAGAACUUUAAAUUUUUGGAAGAACAAUAUAUUCAUUUUGGCAUUGUGCAGAGACCCUAACUCUACCUUUCUGCUUUAAAGCAAAGUAAACUCGGUGGCCUCUCCUUCUCCACUCCUCAAAAUGUUAGCAAGCUCUGCCGUCUGCAGCAUACUCCUGUUCUGCCUUCUCUGUGAAGCGAGUGCUGUCGUCUUACUCAAUUCCACUGACUCAUCCCCGCCAACCAAUAAUUUCACUGAUAUUGAAGCUGCUCUGAAAGCACAACUAGAUUCUGCGGAUAUCCCCAAAGCCAGGCGGAAGCGCUACAUUUCGCAGAAUGACAUGAUCGCCAUUCUUGAUUAUCAUAAUCAAGUACGGGGCAAAGUCUUCCCACCAGCCGCCAACAUGGAAUAUAUGGUUUGGGAUGAAAAUCUUGCAAAAUCUGCAGAAGCUUGGGCGGCCACUUGCAUUUGGGACCAUGGACCUUCUUACUUACUGAGAUUUUUGGGCCAAAAUCUGUCUGUACGAACUGGAAGAUAUCGCUCAAUUCUCCAGUUGGUCAAGCCAUGGUAUGAUGAAGUGAAAGAUUAUGCUUUUCCGUAUCCCCAGGAUUGCAACCCCAGGUGUCCUAUGAGAUGUUUUGGCCCCAUGUGCACACAUUAUACGCAGAUGGUUUGGGCCACCUCCAAUCGGAUAGGAUGUGCAAUUCAUACUUGCCAAAACAUGAAUGUUUGGGGAGCUGUAUGGCGACGUGCAGUUUACUUGGUAUGCAACUAUGCCCCAAAGGGCAAUUGGAUUGGAGAAGCACCAUAUAAAGUCGGGGUACCAUGCUCAGCUUGUCCUCCAAGUUACGGGGGAUCUUGUACUGACAACCUUUGUUUUCCAGGAGUAACGUCAAACUACCUAUACUGGUUUAAAUAAGCUUAUCUUUUCCUCCAGGAAAUAGAAUGACUUCUGAGAAUCAUAGGCAUAUAUAUAUAUUGAGUUUUGCACAUACUAUACAUAUUUUAUGAUAAUCCUGUUUUCCUUUUAUUAUUCAUUGUCUAAAUUAGUGUUUGUCUAGUAUGUUUGUUUAAUCUUUUGAGGUAAUCAAAACAUUCACUUCUAUCUUCUGACUUCUAAGCCUAAAGUUAAAGUAUUGUAUAUGUAGUAUUGACAUAGUUGAUGCAUCCAGUUCCAAAACUUGCUUUCCAAAGGAAUUGUGUUAUGCUCCUAAAGAAUAAAAUAAAUAUUUGGCCUGUAAUGUAUGUGUGUAUACAUAUGCUAUAUAUGUAUACACACAUACACAAACAUAUAAUCGAUGACAUAACACAUAGAUAAUAAUAUGGUCCAGUAGUUAACUUGAGGAAAAUUUUAAAAAUCCUAUUUUAAAAUAUAUGUGAGGUGGUAGGACAUCUUAGCACCUAUAAUACCCAUGAAUUGAUAGUUUGCAAAAUAACCCUUAGUGAUAGCCGGAUAUAAUAACUCGAUUGAGCAAGCUUGGAUUUCAUUCUGGCGAUAUUUUAUCUUAUUUGAGUUCACUAAAGGAUAUGCUCAACUUAUGUAAGUUUCAAAUCCUGCCUUUUGCUUGAUCUCUUCUGUUGAAUCAGUAAUCAUUUGUUGAGUGCUUACUACGUGCAAGGCACUCUGCUAGUUAUGUUCCAAUAACGCAAAGAUAAUGAGAUAUGAUUCCUGCCUUCAAGAAGCUCAUAAAAAUAUCCAGGAAAUAAUGCAGCCUAAUGAUUUUGCUGUAAAAUUACUAUUUUUUAACAAAUUGAUUUUUACGUAGUUUUGAGGAUGUGAAUGCAACAAUGAUGUUCACCUGUCGGUGGAAUGCAUGAUAAGCCACACUGUGAAAUACGUAAGGCUUCUGACUAGCAUGAAAACUUACCUACAGAGCUCAGCACUACAAGAGGCAGGGGAGAAUUAAAAAUGGCCCCAGACUAGCUGAUGAGGCCCAAGAGAGGAGAAUUCAACACCUGAGUGAAGACACUUACAUUUCAAGUGUGUGUGUCUGCGCGUGUGUGUCUGUGUGUGUGUGAGAUUCAGGUUAUGUAAUACUUCCAUAGAAUUACAGACUAGGUAAACAUGGUUAGUUCCAGAGUGCAAAUAACAGAAGGAAGCUACUUGUUUAAAAUUUCUUACACAUUUGCAGUGUCUUAGGGUGGAGAUGUUGAAAGAUGACACAUAAUCAAAUGCAUUCGAUGUGGGAAAAAUCCACCAUCUGGAGUUUAGCUUUACAUGAUGACAAACAAUUGACCUGAUUCCUUUUACAAAUGGAAUACAAUGACUGCAUGUUUUGAUAUCUGACUACUCUGCUUUUAUGGGCACACAUAUUGACUUUAUUAAAAAUACAUAUUUUGGAGACAAAAUGGAGAGCAGAAAUAAUUAUGUGAUUCAGGCAAAAAUACAACUUUUAUCAAACAUACAAUAGGCAAUUGGAGAGAAAGCUCGUUAGUGAGAUGUUUGCUUGAUUGAUCUAGAAAGUAUCUCCAUCCUUGAUUUUGCUAGAGUAGUUCUACAAAAGGAGCAAAAUUACUUUAUGUUACUUUAUUACUUUAUUAUGUUACUAUAUUACUUUAUGUUAAACCGUACUUGACUAUUCUCAGUUCCAACCCUGUUGCUGGUUUACUUGUGCGGCUUGGUUUCCCAGUUCCGAAAAAGAAUAGUGAUAUUUGCUACAUAUUUCACAGAGGAUCUUAUGAAGGUAGAAUUACCAUAUUAAUAGAGUUUAUAAAUAUUAAAAUUAUCAUUAAUGUUGUGAAACGUUAAUUUGAGGUAAAAUUAAAUUUUCAUGAGCUCCUCUUUGGCAGAAAUUCUAUCUGAUUCUUUGUAUUUAUCCUAGCUUCUUAUAUAAUGGCAAUAAUGUAACAAUUGUUUCUAUGAAUGGAUUUUUGGAAUUAACUAAAAAGUCUAGAAUUGCAAUGAUUUAGAGGAAUCCCACCUUUCCAUGUUUUAUUAGACAAAAAUGUCUUAAAUACAAAGCUUUGAAUAAAUCAAAAAUCCAGAUAAACCAUCAAACAUAUCAGAUUAAGACUAGGGUCUGCACACUUAUGACUUACACAAGAGUCCUUUCCAAACCACAGCUGGAACUAUAAGUUUGUUCAUAAGUUAACAACUCAGCUGAAAAUAUGACGGGUAUAUUUGUUAUUCUCUUUGUACUUUUUAAAGUUAGUAAUAUAAAACGGCCAUGUGAAAUGUUUUAUUUUCCAGGCUAAAGCAAACGAAAGUUUGCUAGUAUCAACACAGCAUGUCAUAUUUUUCACAGCAUGCAACAAUGGUGCUAGGAUAGUUAUUUCUCACUGUAAUUCCCAGAGGCAGAAAGAGUCUGAGUAUAAGCUAUUUCAUAAGAGCAGCUCUAAAUAUUGUGGUUAUCAUUACAAAAGAAAUAGUAAUUGGCAGACAUAUUCUACAGCAUUGAUCCUCUCUAUGGUAUAGAUCUUUCAUAUCACCUUAUAUUGAGUAGAAAAGUGAAAAAAUGCUGUCACAAAAUAGGCUUUUUGGCUUUCAUGUCAUCAAAAGAUGGGAAAAAUGACAAUUUUAGCUGUUAAACUGAUGGAUUUCUUUAUAGAAUUGUAUUUGAGUUGUGUAGGCACAGUCUUCAUGUUCCUGGUUAUGAUAGCUACGCUUGCUUUGAAAAUGUGGCAGAAAGAGUUAUUGUCAUUUUUGCUUCUGCGCAGUAGUCUGAGCACCAUCAGUUCUGUGGUCCGUCAGAUCUUCCCCACCAACUCCAUUGGGCAAUGCUUUUAAUGUUCAUUUGCAACUUUCGUGGAAACCUUCAUUUGGAAGCUCCGUGCACCUUCAGCACAGAGUUGACCAAACACUGGGCAAAUGCAACCAAUGCGAUUUACUCAGAAUAUUUGCAUUGAAACAAUAUAUAUUUUCUCAUUAAUACAUGCUUGUGUGAAAUCAACUUGGAACAUCUCCAUAAGCAAAUCUUAUAAACAUAUAGGCCCGUUUAAGUGUUUUGUGUUCAUACCCGACUUAUUAAAUGAAUGCAUAGGCUAAACAUAAUUUGAAUGUGUCUGUGAAGGAAAAAUAAUGCGGUCUGUGUUCUCCUUAGAAUAACAACUUGUCUAACAACAUUCCCUAGGUUCUGCACUAUUUUAGGAUGCAAAUCUUGACAUGGAUGGAAAUCUUUACCUACUGAAGUGUUUAGGGAGAGUAAACGUAGAUUUCUAUCAAAGUCUAACAUUAUCCUUGCUUCUGUAUGUUUUUUUUUGUAUUUUCAUCAUAUGUGUGGAAGAAGACAUAAACACAUGCAAAAUAUUUUUAAAAAUUACGUUAUAGUAUAACUAUGACUUAUGAGAGGUCAAUCAAAAACUUAGAAAGUUUAACAAUUCACUGAUUAAUGGUGCUGAAAAUCAAUUACAACCACCAUAUCCUUGCUACAAUUUUGAGGUUUCUUUGCAAUUAAAAUUUUUAUUAAGUGUGAACUAUCAUUAUCUAUUCUGGUGCUAAAUAUAUGGUGCUAAAUGAAUUUUUAGUGUAUGAACUAGCAAUGCUCUUAUUCCUUGUUACAAGUGUCAUCCGCUCAAUUCCUGAUUCAGAAAUAUUAAUAAAAUCCUGUUAAUUUAAUCUUACCCCAAAAUAGGCCAGUGACCUCUAAUUUUGAUCUGAGUCCAAUGUUAUUUAGGUGCUAUAGAAUGUAAAUAUAUAUUUCUUAAAGUUAUAAAAAAAUUUAAGGCAUUUUUUAGCUUUGCAAUGUCCAAAUUGAAGUUAUUGCUAAAGGUUAGAUUACAGGUACACCCACCAUGCUGCAGGCACUCGCGCCCUCUGCUGGUUGUAAAAACAAAUUCUUGAUGGCUACUCGGCUUACAACAGAAGCCAUUUCUUCUAUUCACUAAAAAUUUAAGUUGCCCAAUACUAGAAUUCUCAGAUACUCUCUAAACCUGAUAGGAUUAAAAAAUGCUUGACUUUAUUAACAUACUUUUUUAAGACGAUAAGAGAGAUAAUAUAUCUUGGCAUUCACUUUCCUAAAUAAUUAUGUUUUUCAUGACUUUCCAGUUCUGAGGUGCUUAUUAAAGUGGUUUUUUUAAGACUAGGUACUACUAAAAUAUAUUUUUUAUUUGGUUUAUAUAAUAAAUACAAUUAGAAUUAAAAUUAGCAAGAGAUAAGUGUGUCUUACUUUCAGAAGUGGUAAUUUAUUUUUAUUUAGAAUAGUACAUAAGAUAAAAAGGAGAUAUGUUAAAAUAGUUAAUUCCAUUUAUAAAAGGACUCUCUCCACCUUUACUUGUCGGUCUGUAAUUUAAUAAUGUUCUUUGGUCAUACUAUUGAGCUAAUGAUAACAUUUUAUUAUUCCAUUUAAAGCCCUCUACCCUUACAACCGUCCAUCAAAAGCUUAGAAUUACAUCACUUGUAAUUAAUGAAGGCAAUAGUCUUAGGUAAACUUUCAGUUGUGUACAUAAUUGACUGAGUGUGAUAAUCUUUUUCGACAGAGAUGCUUCUUAAACUAUGUUAGCAUAACCAAAUGAAAUAUGCUUUGAAGCAGUUUUCCAAAUUAGUAUUUUCAAACUUAUUUUAAAGCAAUAGAACCCCUUUUAUGGUCUCACUAAUGUGUAAAACUCCAACACGUAAUAGACACGAAAUGGACCUGCUUAUCCCCAAAACUUCCCCAGUGCCUGGAACGUUUCUUCUGUGAGCCCUAGAUUCCAUCAAACAGAAAAACGACCUAAAUCAUCCAGUUACUCCCAUUUUCUCUAAAAUAAUCAGCUAAUUAAAGCAAAAAAAAAAAAGAUUUGAGGCUCUAAAUUAUUUCAAUGGCUCUUCUAAAUACUCACUUCACUUUGCAUGUGUUAGAAGCCUCUUAGGUUGAUAGAGAAUCAAAUGCUGACUUGAACUGGUGCUUGGUUAUAAAUUACAGCAUCUUCUCUUUUAUGAUUUGACAGAUUUUUGGUACCAUAAUAUUUUUGAGACUGAGAGAUAAUCGUGAUGCUCAUAGAAAAACAAUGUGUUUUUAAAAUAUCUAAAUGUUUCAAACAUGUACAUAAUCCUAAAAUAUACUGUAUUGUUUUAGAUUUUUUUUUAAAGAUUAAUUUGGGUGGGUUUUAUUCGUUACCUAACACUGUGGUAGUCAAAGGUGCUGAUGAUGUUGUGAUAAAAUGUCAUGAAUGUGUACAUACGGAAAACCUGUGUAAACCUCUGUCCUUAUAAAGCAUAACAAAUGUAGCUUUUUGAGCUCUGCUAUAUUAUUUUUUUCAAUAAAAGGUUACAAUUAA
Equus caballus (horse) is the source of this 6257-nucleotide messenger RNA. RefSeq names its product peptidase inhibitor 15 (gene PI15). Lineage: Eukaryota; Metazoa; Chordata; Mammalia; Perissodactyla; Equidae. Gene Ontology annotation, cellular component: extracellular region. The record is from RefSeq and is a predicted model, not a curated record.